Paramecium tetraurelia is the source of this 1434-nucleotide messenger RNA. RefSeq lists its product as uncharacterized. Lineage: Eukaryota; Ciliophora; Oligohymenophorea; Peniculida; Parameciidae. The record is from RefSeq and is a predicted model, not a curated record. Gene Ontology annotation, molecular function: protein serine/threonine kinase activity; ATP binding. Gene Ontology annotation, cellular component: nucleus; cytoplasm. The transcript has 3 exons. Gene Ontology annotation, biological process: mitotic DNA damage checkpoint signaling; protein phosphorylation.
AUGAAACAAAAUGGAGGAUAUCAAUCUGAUCAUUCUAAAGCUACAUUUUUUAAUGAUGGAAACCAUCUAUUUAUGCAAUUAGUGAAUGAAAAUUUGCAAUUUCAUGAUCAAGGAAGUUUUCAAAUGAAAUAUAUCAACAGGGUUACCUAGAUAAAUGUUCUAUGGGCAGAAGAUUAUCUGAAAAUCGUUGAAGAAAAAUCUGCUAAGUUUAUUCACAUUCAAAAUGCUUAUCUGAGAGUUGUCAUGAAUUAAAAAAAUUAGUAAUUUGGUUUUAGAAUAAGUAAAAAUGGUCAACAAGCUGAAUUUUAUGGGACGAGCUUAGAAUUAAUAGAAAAUAUUAAGAAAUAUGUGAUCUAAUCAGAGUUUUAAAAGAAAUAUCAAAUAAUAGAAAAAAUUGGUAGUGGCAAUUUAUCAUCUGUCUAUAAAAUUCAGCAUAGCAUAAGUGGGUAGAUGUUUGCUGCUAAAAUAGUAAAAAAAUCAGUACUAGCAAGAUGCAGUAAGUUUGAGAAGGAUUACUUUUUGAACGAGAUAAGUAUCUUAAGAUAAAUAGAUCAUGAUAAUUUGUUAAAAUUAGAAGAAAUUCAUGAAGGAGAAUAAAACAUAUAUAUAAUUACUGAAUUAUUAGAAGGAGGCACCAUAAAAGAAGAGAUUCUAAAUAAUCACUUCAAAGAAUAAGAAAUGAUUAAAUUCAUGCAUUCUCUUUUCAAUAGUUUAUAUGCACUUCACAAAAAUAAUAUUUAUCACAAUGAUAUUAGAUAUGAUAACAUCUUACUUAGAGAUCCAUAAGAUUUAAAAACUGCCUGUUUUAUAAAUUAUGGAAAGGCUAUGCAAAUACCUUCAAAAAAUUGCAGUCUUAAUUAAAAUAAUCACUAAGAUUAAGAAAGGAUUGUUAAUCUGUGUAUAAAAAGGGACAUAUAUUCCUUGAGUACUAUUUUGUUGACAGUUUUUACAAAAAAAGUAUAUAACUUGAAUUAAGUGGUGGAUGAACUAUUAAUGAAGAAUUUUCAAUAUAUUACUCAAACAGAGUAUAUGGAAUUAUCACUUCCACUUUAAAGAUUUUUUGAAAUGAUUUUUACAGACAAACACAAAAUAUAAACCGAAUUUUUGACUUGUGAAAAGAUAUUGGGUUUGGAUAUAUUUAGAAUUCUCCAAAAACCAAGAAAUUCUUAAAAUUUUGUCUCUAAAUAAUAAUUUCCCUAACUUCCUAGAAGAAUGAGCAAAUUUGUUCCAUGUUAAUCAGAAAGAGAAAAAUUAGAUAAUUCAGAUAAUUCAGUUAAACUUCCACCUAUAAAUCGAGAUGCUUCUACUUCUGCUGAAAAAAGUCUCUCAUCAAGUCCCAAAUCCUAAUGUCUCCUCACCAGCCAUCUUAAUACAAUUAAGAAAAAAAACAAGUUAAAAUUAAUAAAUAAAGUAUUUAAGUAAAAUGACUUGUGA